CAACCAAAAAAAAAAAACAAAAACAAAUUCAGAGCCACCACCGAGAAAACUCGCAAUACUCAUCGGAGUUAGGGUUUCCGAUCAGAAAGUUCAAAUCUUUUGCCAUUUCCCACUCUCUCACUUCUCCUCAAAUUGAACACCCAGUCCUCGACAUUUUCGGGAACGCAGUUAGGGUUUCGGCAUUAGCGGUUCCCAGAUGUUCACGCCGCUGAGGAAGGCGCCGGCGACGCCGAGGACCACCGACAAGGGCAAAGCCUUGGCGUACGUCGACGGUCCUCCGCCGCCACUUGGUUCUCUGAGCGAAAUCAGAAGCGGCGGCGGCGGGGCCAAAACGUCGCCGGAUUUGGACAAUGCCGAUUGGAGGCGGUUUAAGGAGGUUGGGCUGCUCGAUGAGGCGGCCAUGGAGCGCCGGGACCGCCAAGAACUCGCCAAUAAGGUCGCUAGGCUUGAGUCUGAGCUUCAUGAUUACCAACAUAGCAUGGGGCUUCUCCUCAUUGAGAAGAAAGAAUGGGCAUUGAAGCAUGAGGAGUUGAGCCAAGCAUUGGCUGAAACCCAUGAGAUUCUACACCGGGAGCAGAGGGCUCAUCUGAUUGCAAUUUCGGAAGUCGAAAGGCGAGAGGAGAAUUUGAGGAAGAUAUUGGUGGAGGAAAAGAGGUCUGCCGCUGAGCUCGAAAAGUCAUUGCGUCAAAUGCACGAGGAGUAUACCCGGAUAAAGCAUGCAUCUGACGUGAAGGUGGCUGAUGCGAAUGCGUUGAUUGUUAGUGUUGAAGAUAAAUCUCUAGUGACAGAUGAGAAGUUUCUUGCUGCUGAAGCCAAGCUUGCUGAGGCCAACAAAAAGAGUCUAGAGGUGGAGAGGAGGUUGCAAGAGGUGGAGACACGUGAGAGUGUGCUUCGGAGGGAGCAAGCGUCGUUAAGUACAGAGAGAGAGGCACACAAGACAACUUUUUACAGACAAAGAGAAGACUUGAACGAGUGGGAGAAGAAGUUAAAAGAAGGGGAAGAGAGGCUAAGCAAUCUUCGUAAAAUUUUGAACGAGAAAGAGGAAAAAACAAAUGAAAACGGUAUGAUUCUUAAGCAAAAAGAGAAAGACCUUUAUGAGGCUGAAAGGAAGAUUGAGUCUUCAAACUCUCUGUUGAAAGAGAAGGAAGAUGAUGUGAAUAAACGCCUAGCUGACAUAGUCUCAAAGGAAAAGGAGGUUGAUUCAGCUUCAUACAUCUUAGAGAUGAAGGAGAAAGAAUUACAUGCAUUGGAGGAAAAACUAAAUUCAAGGGAAAAUGUGGAGAUUCAAGAGCAUCUUGCCCAGCACAGGGCCAUUCUUGAUAGAAAAAUGCAGGCUUUUGAGUUGGGAAUUGAGGAAAGGAGGAAAUCUUUUGAGAAGGAACAGAGUAGCAAGAUAGAAGCGGUGGAACAAAAGGAACUUGAAAUCAGUCAUAAGGAAGAAAUAUUGAAGAAGCAAGAGAAAGCGUUGGAUGAGAAAUCAGAGAGGCUGAAGGAGAAAAAUAAGGAAGUUGAAACAAAUUUGAAAAAUUUGAAGGAGAAAGAGAAGACCUUCAAAGCUGAUGAGAAAAAGUUAGAGCUGGAAAGGCAGCAAAUACUUACUGAUAUAGAGCACCUUCAGAAUCUUAAAGAUGAAAUUCAGAAAAUAAAAGACGAAAAUGCUCAACUGGAGCAGCAAAUUCGUGAAGGCAGAGAGAAGCAGGGAAUUACCGAGAAAGAGAGGUCGGACCACGUACGUUUGCAGUCAGAACUGCAACAGGAGAUAAACAAUUAUAGACUUCAAAAUGAGUUACUUUUGAAGGAAGCUGAAGAUCUGAAGCAGGAGAGGGAAAAGUUCGAAAAAGAGUGGGAAGAUUUGGAUGAGAGAAGAGCUAAAGUUGAUGUAGAGCUUAGAAAAGUUGUUGAAGAGAAAGAAAAAUUGGAAAGAUUACAAUGUAUUGAAGCAGAGAGGUUGAAAGUAGAGAGACAAGCAGUGCAGGAUUACAGACAGAGGGAGAUGGAAAAUCUCAAGCAGGAGAAAGAAUCAUUUGCAGCUAAGAUGAGUAAUGAGCAGAUAGCCUUAUCUGAAAAGGCCCAAUCUGAGCAUGCUCAAAUGGUCCAAGAUUUUGAGUCACGGAGAAGAGAUCUUGAGAUUGAUAUGCAGAAUAGGCAGGAUAAGAUGAUAAAACAACUGCAGGAAAGGGAGAGAGCAUUUGAGGAGGAGAAGGAUAGAGAACAUACUAAUAUUAAUUUCUUGAAGGGAGUUGCUGAUAAGCAAAGAGAAGAGCUAUUAUCUGAAAGGAAUACGAAUGAAAAGGAAAGGGAAGCACUUGCACUGCAGAAAAAGGAGCUGGAAGCGAACCAACUUGAAAUGCGAGAAGACAUAGAUCAGCUUGACAAGCUUAGCAAGAAGAUCAAGUGCCAGAGGGAACAGCUGAUUGAGGAAAGAGGUCGCUUUCUUGCCUUUGUUGAGAAGGUUAAGAGUUGCAAGGACUGUGGAGAAAUAACAAGGGAAUUUGUUCUCUCUGAUCUCCAAGUACCUGGGAUGUACCAUGCUGAGGCUGUUCCUGAUUCUGAACAUAAAGAGUCAGGAUGGGGGAAAAAACUGCAACAGAAAUGCAAGUUAGUAGUUUCCAAAGCAACAUCAAAUAAAAAACAUGUUGUAUCUACUGAGUUACCACCACUAUCGGCUAUGCAGAAAGGAAAGGAACCCAACUUGCUUGCUGAUGAGGAAGCAAGAGGUGCUAGCAGUCAUGAAGUGCCUCAGCCAUCUGUUAGGAGAUGUAAUGACUCGGUCAAUGCUCAAGCAGUCGUAACUGAUAACAACUCUAAGAAGGUGGAUGAUGGGUAUGCUCCAUCAAUUGACGAUCACAGUUUCGUUGACAGCCAGGAGCAAGACAUUCCAGAAGAUUCUGAGCAAUCAGAGCUGAAAAGUGGCCGACGAAAACCAGCUAGGGGACGCAAGUCUAGAUUGUCUAGAACACACUCAGUGAAGGAAGUUGUUGAAGACGCAAAGAAAUUUUUAGGAGAAACUCCAGAAGCAUCAAAUGCAAGUUUGCUUAAUGAGAGUAGUUACAUAAAUGAAGGUGAUUCCAGUUUUACGAGCAUUGGUCGGAAACGAGCCCGCCCUCAGAGCUCCAGGAUAGAAAGCGAGCAAGAUGAUUGUGAUAGUGAAGGACGUUCUGGUAGUGUCACAGCUGGUGGGCGUAGGAAGAGGCGCCAACCCGUUGCUUCAGCAGUGCAAACCCCUGGAGAACAGCGAUAUAAUCUCAGACACCGCAAGACUGCAGGCACAUUGGCAGCAACAUCAGCAGCGCCUCACCUGAAAAGUACAAGGAAGGAAGAAUCAAAUCCUGAAUCUGUUGGUGUAGACCUGAUUCAGGUCACAACAUUAAAAACUGUGGAGUCAACAGAGGAGCGAGUUGUGAGGUUUGCAACACCAGAACCACAAGACACUGUUAAUGGCAAUGCUGAUGCUGAUGCAACGAAGUUGGUUGAAGAGACAGAGUUGAGUACGGAAGUGAAUGGCACAGAAUCUAGUGGUGGCAACAGCACAGGCGGUGAGAGUGACAACAGCACAGGUGAUGAGAGCGGCGAUGACUAUGAUGAUGAGGAUCAUCCUGGUCAAGCGUCAAUAGGGAAGAAGAUCUGGACCUUCUUCAGCACAUGAUGAGUCAAUUUAACUUGAACAAUUAUUGAACAUCUUUGUAAUGACAAUGACUUAGCUUCAGCAUCUUUAGCCCUGUAUUGAGUUAGCUUCAGUUAGUAGGCUCUCUUAGCUUUUUUUUUUUUUUCUUUUCUUUUCUCCUUAUUUGCCUUGUAAUCCCAUUACCAGCUGUAGCUCCUGCAAAUUGAUAAUUGAGCAGUCCGAUUGUAGAAGUGUAUAAAACAGCUCCUUGUUUCCUAAUGAAGUAAGGUUACAGAAUCAAGUUUUCAGA
Rosa rugosa (rugosa rose) is the source of this 3914-nucleotide messenger RNA. RefSeq names its product nuclear matrix constituent protein 1-like. Bases 197 to 3646 code for a protein of 1149 amino acids. The transcript is spliced from 8 exons. Gene Ontology annotation, biological process: nucleus organization. The record is from RefSeq and is a predicted model, not a curated record. Lineage: Eukaryota; Viridiplantae; Streptophyta; Magnoliopsida; Rosales; Rosaceae. Gene Ontology annotation, cellular component: nucleus.